Molecule: messenger RNA, 3849 nt
Organism: Formica exsecta
Lineage: Eukaryota; Metazoa; Arthropoda; Insecta; Hymenoptera; Formicidae
Product: histone-lysine N-methyltransferase trr
Exons: 9
Biological process (GO): positive regulation of transcription by RNA polymerase II
Cellular component (GO): MLL3/4 complex; nucleus
Molecular function (GO): histone binding; histone H3K4 methyltransferase activity; transcription coactivator activity
Source: RefSeq, a predicted model, not a curated record
GUUCAAAAUCAAAUCCAAGUCGCGCAAAAGCCAAUAGUGUCUCAACAAGUUUCUUCUUCAACUUCCUCCGUUCAUCAACAAUCUGUUCAACAAGUGCCUCACAGCCACGGAACUAUUGCGGGGCUACCACAGGGCGUUACUGGUCCUACAGCCCCGUCGAGUUCCAACAUAGUGCCUUUGGUCGAGGUGAAGAAGGAGCUUGGGCUUGAGGAAGUUUUAACCGCUACUGGUACGACACCAACCAGUCACUUGCAAACUGAUACCAAAGAUUUUCUUACUGCCAAAGAGGAGCUCAUAGACAGCGCAAUAGACGAUAAAACUGAUCUCAAGAAGUUAAAGAGAAGACAGUACCAGCAGAAACGAAAACAGAGUCAGGGGAAAGAUGCUGUGACUGCACCUCAGAAAAAACGCUCUCGUAAAGUCUCACGUCUCGAUGAGGAUUACGAGACGUUUGUGGAAAACUUGAUGACGCAAUUACGGCAGCUACAACCAAUGGUGGUACUGGAGCCUCUGCUAGGUCGCAACUAUGGAGUGUGUCCAAUUUUUGGAUGUGGGGAUCUUGUCAAGAUUGGAAGUCAAAAGGAUUAUAACACGAGAAUUGGUGAUUUGAUUGGAAAUUACGGAUCAGCUAGUUUACCGGGAAUUUCCGAUCAUUAUAAUACGCAGCCUUUUGGAGAAUUGAAUCCUCUAUCACCUCAGCAACCUUCGACUACACAGAGAGGAUUCUAUGAGCAGGAAUUUCCGCCCUUGAAAUUGGAUGAUACUGAUGAUAAGAAGGAGACUAUGGCGACAAAUCGCGAUGUAGAUUCUCCUGAUACUAUCGUGAGUUCAUCCUCGCCUGAAUGUGUUAUACCAGAAUUUAUGCAUCAUUUUCCCGGAUUGCGAUUGAUCGAGGAAGAAUCCGAUGACGAGGCGGAUUGGCUAAAACGCGUAUCACCCGUUAUACCUUUAAUUUCACCAAUUCCAAUCAGGCUGAAGCCUGCUUACUCAAAAGAUGCAGCUAAACAAGACAAGGAAAAUUUUGGAAUACCCAAGCUUGGCAAAUCUCCUCCGAUUCCUUUACGGGAAAACGGAAACGUCACCGUGACCUUAACUCUAAAUAGUCAGGCUGCCGAUGAUAUAAUGGGUGUACUCAAAGAUCUUGCAAAUAUUUUGAACAUAGCACCACCUGCUGGCUAUCAAAUAGUCGAACGCACUUCCACUCCUCCUAGCCAGAAACUAGGAUUAUACAGAACAAAAGGGAAAGAUGGCAAAGAAGGUGCUCCAGUCGAUAUACAAAGUAUCUUGAAUGGUGCGACAAAGUUUUGUCGUCAUUGCGAUAUCGUGGUCUUCAACAAUCUUCUGAUCCGAAAGAAAGUAUCAGAUCUACCGUUUUUCAGCAAAGAAGAAGCCGAACCUGGUGAUGAACUUUGCUUCUGUUCGACGGCUUGCUAUAUGCAAUUUGCUCUCAUUCGAACACCCUCCAAUACUCAGGAUAAGACCAUGUAUUGUCCCCAACACAUUCUAAAAAACGAAAAAGACAAAGAACUGAUUACGCUAUCUGCCUAUCGUCGCGUCUACGUUAAUCGCGAUGAAAAUCGUCAAGUUGCCGCAGUAAUGCACCAUUCUGAGCAUAAUCAUCUGCUUCGCGUGGGUUCCCUCAUCUUCCUCAGCGUCGGCCAACUACUUCCUCAUCAACUGCAGAAUUUCCAUACGCCGAACUACAUUUAUCCAGUGGGCUACAAAAUUGUGCGCUUUUAUUGGAGCAUGCGCAGAGCCAACAAACGUUGUCGCUAUGUUUGUUCGAUCCACGAUGUUUCCGGUCGUCCAGAAUUUCGCGUCCUAAUCCAGGAACCUCAUCAGGAGGAUGUUGAACUGAGAGAUGCUACUCCACGAGCUGUUUGGAGCCGAAUUUUGGAGCCGCUUGCAGAAUUGAGGAGAAGCACGAAUUCUGUUCAAUUGUUUCCGAGAUAUGUUUCGGGAGAGGAUCUAUUUGGUCUGACCGAACCAACAGUGGUACGGGUGUUGGAGAGCUUGCCUGGAAUUGAGACUCUGACUGACUACAGAUUUAAAUACGGUCGUAACCCAUUGUUGGAGUUACCGCUGGCCAUUAAUCCGACCGGAAGCGCGCGAACAGAAGCGCGCCUACGAAACCAAUUGCCAUGGAAGCGUCCGCACACGCAGCGUACAGGAGGAUUUGCGUCGCGCGGGGUACCAUUCGGCUUGUCAACGUGCAGCGUUGCCGCCGCGAUGGGCGGCGGGGUUUCUUCGACGUUGGUAGCGGCCGCUGCUGCGGUCGGCGAGACGGCUUCCUGUCCAUAUUCCAAGCAAUUUGUACACUCUAAAAGCUCUCAAUACAAAAAAAUGAAGCAAGAAUGGCGUAAUAAUGUUUAUUUGGCGAGAUCAAAAAUUCAAGGUUUAGGAUUGUACGCUGCGAGAGAUCUAGAGAAGCACACGAUGGUGAUCGAAUAUAUUGGGGAGAUCAUUAGAACAGAACUGGCAGAGACAAGAGAGAAGCAGUAUGAGGCUAGAAAUCGCGGUAUAUAUAUGUUUCGAUUGGAUGAAGAGCGAGUGGUAGAUGCAACAUUGUGUGGUGGUCUCGCCCGAUACAUCAAUCAUUCUUGCAACCCCAACUGUGUCGCUGAAAUCGUUGAAGUCGAGCGCGAUCUCAGAAUUAUCAUUUUUGCCAAACGCAGAAUCUCACGCGGCGAGGAGUUGGCAUACGAUUACAAGUUUGAUAUCGAAGAUGACCAACAUAAGAUUGCAUGUGCCUGCGGCGCGCCCAAUUGUCGCAAGUGGAUGAACUAAAAAAAUCAGGACCAAAAAACAAGAUAAAAUAAAAAUAAAAAAGACUUAAUCUCUCCACCCUAUCUAUUGUUAUUAUUGUUGCUGCGUUAUAUACAGAAUAGGAAGUUAUAUAGGGCUAGUUUUCCACAUAGGAAAUGAAGAAGAUAGCAAAACAAAUUCUAUGUAUAAAUAUAUAAAUAUGAGAGACGAAAAGUUUAUACAUAUUAUAUAAAUAAACACACACAUAUACACAACAUAAACACAAGAUAAACAACAAAUCGUUGUAAUUUAAUUUAUAAAGUGCCAUCGCGCAAUAAUAUAAUUAAAUCCCGGAUUUAUUAUUAUUCAUUAAUAUUUAAUAAUCCACGAAAAUAUAAUUUAAUAGUUGUGUGUAUAUGUAUAUUGUAUGUGUAUGUGUGUGUGUUGGUGUGUAUUACAUCAUAUUAAAAUUAUAUAAUUUUCUCCUCGGGCUCUACAAAAGUUUGUACAUUCUUUAUUUAUAUUCUUGUACAUAAUUAAAAAAUAUAAUUUUUUUUACUUAGGUCUAACAAGGAAGGAAGUAUAAAACUAAAGAACGAAUUAUAUAACAAUAUAUAACCUAGGUAAAAAAAGAUCUAUAUAAAACAAACUAAAAAAAAGAAGAGAAAUAUAUAUUAUAUAAUAUAAAAAUAUGUGCAUCUCUGUUUUUUGUUAAUUAAGUAACCAACACAUUUUUAUUUUUUAUUUAAGUUAAUCAAUGAUAUAUGCAUAAAUUUAUUCUCAUUCUUUAAAUGUUACACUUAGAGAGAUAAAGAGAUAUGAUGGCGUUUUCUUCUCCUUUUAUAGGAAUAAUCCAAGAUCUAAUUAAGAUUGAUCGAAAAGAAGUCGCUAAUCAGAAUGGUGCUCAUCAGAGAUGCCAUCACAUUCCUCCAAUGUGUUGUACAAUAUAUGUUAUAAUUGUCGUUAUAUAGAAAAAAAGAAUAUCGAGAGAGUGUAAGAAAAAAGGAAAAUGCGUGUAUAUGUGUAUAUGAGGAGAGAGAGAAAAACUUUCUAUCUUUAUGCUUUUGUGACGAAUAAUAUUUUGUUGUAAUAUAUCCUUCAUUG